Molecule: messenger RNA, 2280 nt
Organism: Cynoglossus semilaevis (tongue sole)
Lineage: Eukaryota; Metazoa; Chordata; Actinopteri; Pleuronectiformes; Cynoglossidae
Product: cilia- and flagella-associated protein 157
Exons: 9
Coding region: 98-1543 (481 amino acids)
Cellular component (GO): cilium; ciliary basal body
Molecular function (GO): microtubule binding
Source: RefSeq, a predicted model, not a curated record
CCCUGCAAAGUAGCAUCGCUUAGCAACACCGCAACAAGGUCGGCUCCCGAGGUUCUUUCUUCGCCGAGACUGCCUGGUAUUCACUUCGAAAGUGAAGAUGCCUAAAAAGAAAGAAAAGAAAGGGAGUGACAAAGUAGAAGAAGAGAAGAAAAAUAAGCCAGAAACAAGUGGAAGUGAAGAUAAAGACAAAAUUCUGUAUCUGACUCACAUACAAUAUUUGGACGAGCAGCUGGAGAGGUAUCAGCUGAAAUGCAGUGAAUUAGAGAAGCAGAAGAAGCUCUUUGAUUUCCAGUACGAGGCACUGGAGGCAGAGAAGAAAGACAUCACUGACUACCUGAAACGCUCGCUGCUGGAAAAGGAAGAUGAGGUGGAGGAACUGUUGGAGCGUCUGGAGAGUCUGCGUCAGGCCACUGACCAGGAGAGAGAUUCUCUGCAGCUGAAACAGGACCAGAUGAGGCAGGAACAUCAAGAAGAGAUUGUAGAACUGACCCGGGAGAACCGUAAACUUGUGACCAGGCUGGCUAGUCUAGAGGAGUUUGAAAGUCAGAGGGAACAGCUGAUGUCCAGUGUGGAGUCACUGGAGAGAAGGCUGGCCAGUGAGACAGAAGAUCACAGGUCAAACGUCCACAGCCUGGAGAUGAAAGCACUGCUGCAGAAGAAGAGUUUUGAAAAAGAGAUGGAGAGCCAUGCAGCAGCCAUGGAGGUGGAGGUGCAGAACCUGGUGAACCAGAAGGUUCCUGAAAUGACCAGACUCACCCUUCAGGAGAACACAGAGCUCAGGGAGCAGUUCAUCCAGCUCACAGAACAGGCCCAGGUGCUGCUGACGGAGAACUCAGGUCUGAAGAGUCAUGUCAGUCGACUGACUGUUGAUGUGGAAAACCUGGAGCAGAUGCUGAGUGAGGUGUCCCGCAAGGCCUGCAUCCACAAGAAGGUGGUGGAGCAGCUGACGGAGAAGUGUCAGCAGCUGCAGGAGGAGGUGAAGCAGAGCAGAGAGGAGAACCAGCAACUUCAGAACGAACAUGACAAAAUUCUAAAUGAGAUGAAAACACUGAGACAAGACGAAACAUCACUGUCUGCUGAGUGCAGUGCAAACAAGACAAAGGUGAAGCAGUUGGAGGAAAGAUUACAGGUGGUGGAGGAGAAGAAGACUCACAUGAAAAAUGUCAUCCAGGAAGCAGCCGACAUCCUCAGACAAACUCUGAUGGAGGCAGCAAUGGAGCAGAACCCAGAGGAGGACACCAGCGUCCUCCAGUGGAAACAGCUGAUGCAGAAGCUUCUGGUGGUUCUGAACAAAGCCACAUUCUCAGGCCUCUUCAGUGAGAAAGUGGACGAGCCGCAGGCGUGCAGACCUUCAGCAGACGAAAAAACAAAUCUUGGUUCAUCUACGAGUGUUCGAUUUGAACUGGCCCGUCACAGGCCUGGAGACCUGGGCUUCGUCCCACCUGCUGCACCCAAACACUUCCUGACCAAGACAAGACACAGACUCAUCCUGCCUUUGUCCAGGAAACCUCCUGGUGAGAAAACGUCCAGCCUCAUCAACUGACCGACUGAGUUAGGAGAGAAUCAGACUCAACACCUUCAAACUGUCAGUUAACAAACUUAAAGAGAAUCAUUUAAAUGAACCACAGUAAAAGUUUGAAAUGAGCCAGGAAAUAAAAGCAAGUUUUUAACAAUUCUGUUCUUAAUGCCUGUUUGGAGACAGGGCAAGAGUAAACACUGGCUGUACUUGACUGUUGUCAGCAGGUGGCACUGUGGACUGACUCUGCUGCAACUUCACAACAAUACAGAAAAAUUGUGAACAAAUAAUAAUUUUGUGUAGGACAAGUGAUUUACUGUAGUAUUGGAGGAAACGUUUGAUGGGAUUUUAGGUCCACCAACUCUAUGAUGUUAUAAUUUUGAUGUAUCCUUAAUAUUUUCCUUUUUCUCUAUAUAUAUUAUUCCAUUAUUUUGAUUAGUUACAAAUAAAACAAGAGUCAAACUCAGACCUGCUGGUAUUUUGUGUCUGUAAAAUAUACAAGUAAAACACGCACCAUGUUUAGAAAUGUAUCUUGAUUAAUCACAAUAUAUUGCGAUCAAUUGUAAUUAAUCAUUAUUACAAAUGGAGAUAAAACAUUUUUUUAUUCUUUAUUCCAUGUUUAUUAUUAUAUGGCAGUGUGUCAGGCACUUCAAUUCUCACUUGAAGCUGAAAGUCAGCGCCUUGAUGACCACGAGAGCUGGACAGAAAUAUCAGUUUACACUGAAGACAAAAACCGACUGGACGUGAAGACGAAAAAAAAACAA